ACAACGCACUGAUGCUCACUCUCCUUGCAGAACUCGGGAAGAGGGGACCUACGGAUUUCUAAGCAUCUCGCAGAUAUUAUGGAUUAUUAGACUAACUAUAUGCAGAAAAGUGUUAUUUGUCUUCAAUAGCCAGCGUUCAGGGUUUUAUUUUACAUUUAUUUACCCACUCACUAAGCAAAAGAGUUUUGGAAAGAUUUUGCUUCUCAGUAAAUAGGAUCGGGGCAUCUGUAGGUUCUGCAAUGUCUUGCUGUGACGCACGGACUACUAAAUUCUGCUCUCACUGAGACAGCAUUACAUCAAAUGGCUAUAGAUCUUGCGCGUAUGGCGACAUGGUUUCCGGCUGACACGGGAGCUUUCUUGUUCGUUUGGGAAGUUGCACAGCGCAUAUGUUUUCUUGGACCAAAGCGAUGGGUAAUUCCUAAGCUGUGACUGGAGAAGAAACUGUGUCAAGACAGAGCGAGGGAAUAAAGAGGAGUGCACUUGUUGUUUGGAGAUGAUUUUGAUAUUUCUCUUUUUCUCUAUCUUGGAUGGAGGGUUAUCGCAGCUGCACUUCUCGGUACCGGAGGAGCAGGAGCGCGGGACGGUUGUGGGAAAUAUCGCCGAAGAUCUGGGGCUGGACAUCACCAAACUUUCCGCGCGCCGUUUCCAGACCGUGCCUAGCUCGCGCACGCCGUACCUGGAGGUCAACUUGGAGAACGGAGCGCUGGUGGUGAACGAGCGCAUCGACAGAGAGGAGAUAUGUCGUCAGACCGUCCCGUGCCUCCUGCACCUCGAAGUGUUUUUGGAGAACCCGCUCGAGCUCUUCCGUGUCGAGAUCGAGGUCAUGGAUAUUAACGACAAUCCGCCGAGUUUCCCAGAGACGGACAUCACCGUGGAGAUCACCGAGAGCGCCACACCGGGCACCCGCUUCCCGGUGGAGAACGCCUUCGACCCUGACGUGGGGACUAAUGCCUUGAGCACAUACGCCAUCACCACUAACAACUACUUUUAUUUGGACGUACAAACGCAAGGCGACGGCAACCGUUUCGCGGAGCUCGUGCUGGAUAAACCCCUGGACCGAGAGCAGCAGGCGGUGCACAGGUACGUGCUCACCGCCGUGGACGGAGGGCAGCCGCAGAAAACCGGCACCGCACUGCUAGUGGUUAAAGUGCUGGACUCUAACGACAACGCGCCCACGUUCGAUCAAUCCGUUUACUCUGUGAGCUUGCGCGAGAACUCCCCAGUUGGCACACUCGUUAUUCAGCUCAACGCCACUGAUAUGGACGAAGACCAGAACGGAGAGAUAGUUUACUCUUUAAGUAGUCACAAUCCGCCGCGCAUUCGGGAUCUGUUUAACAUCGACUCGCGCACCGGGAGGAUUGAAGUGACCGGUGAGGUGGAUUACGAGGAGAGCAGCACGCAUCAGAUCUACGUGCAGGCUAAAGACAUGGGACCGAACGCCGUGCCCGCGCACUGCAAAGUUCUGGUCAAACUCAUCGACGUGAACGACAACACACCGGAGAUUAGUUUCAGCACGGUGACGGAGUCGGUAAGUGAGCAGGCUGCCCCGGGCACGGUGAUCGCUCUGCUGAGCGUCACGGACCGUGACUCCGGCGAGAACGGACAGAUGACCUGCGAGCUGCACGGAGAGGUUCCGUUCAAACUCAAGUCCUCUUUCAAAAACUAUUACACGAUCGUCACGGACGGUCCGCUGGACCGCGAGAAAGCGGAGUCUUACACGCUCACAGUGGUCGCCAAAGACAAGGGGGUGCCGUCUCUCUCCACAAGCAAGUCUAUCAAAGUGCAUGUCUCGGACGAAAACGACAACGCGCCGAGAUUCAUGCAGUCGGUUUACGACGUGUACGUGACAGAGAAUAACGUCCCGGGCGCUUACAUUUACGCAGUGAGCGCCGUGGAUCCUGAUGUUGGACAGAACGCCUAUGUCACUUACUCCAUAUUGGAGUGCGAAAUACAGGGUAUGUCCAUCUUAACCUACGUGUCAAUCAACUCUGAGAACGGCUACUUGUACGCGCUGCGCUCUUUUGAUUACGAGCAAAUAAAAGAGUUCAGUUUUAUGGUGCACGCCAAAGACUCCGGCGCGCCCGAGUUAACGGCCAACGCCACCGUUAAUGUUAUUAUAGUGGACCAGAACGACAACGCCCCCUCUAUAAUCGCGCCUCUGGGCAAAAACGGUACCGCGAGGGAACAUCUGCCCCGCUCAGCCGAGCCGGGAUACCUGGUGACCCGUAUUGUGGCCACGGAUGCGGAUGACGGUGAGAACGCGCGCCUUUCGUACAGCAUCCUCCGAGGAAACGAGCUUGGGAUGUUCCGGAUGGACUGGAGAACCGGCGAGCUACGUACCGCGCGCCGUGUAUCCAGCAAACGGGACCCGCCGCACCCGUACGACCUGUUGAUCGAGGUGCGCGACCACGGGCAGCCCCCUCUCUCGUCCUCUGCGAGCAUUAACGUAGUACUGGUGGACAGCAUAGUGGAGGGCCGGAGCGGUGACCGGGGGUCGGUCAAGUCCAAAGAGGGCUCGCUGGACCUCACGCUCAUCCUCAUCAUCGCGCUCGGCUCCGUGUCCUUCAUCUUCCUCCUCGCAAUGAUCGUGCUGGCUGUGCGCUGUCAGAAGGACAAGAAACUGAACAUCUACACGUGCAUGGCUGGAGACUCGUGCUGUCAGUGCUGCAGUCGCCAAGCGCGCGGGCGCAAGAAGAAGCUCAGUAAAUCGGACAUCAUGCUCGUCCAGAGCACUAACGUGGCCAGCACCGCACAGGUGCCGGUGGAGGAGUCAGGCAGCUUCGGCUCGCACCACCAGAACCAGAACUACUGCUACCAGGUGUGUCUGACACCGGAGUCUGCCAAAACCGAUCUAAUGUUCCUUAAACCGUGCAGCCCAUCCCGGAGCACAGACACAGAGCACAACCCGUGCGGGGCAAUCGUUACCGGAUACGCGGAUCAGCAACCAGAUAUCAUCUCAAAUGGGAGCAUUUUAUCCAGCGAGACCAAGCACCAGAGAACUGAGCUCAGCUACCUGGUGGAUAGGCCCCGUCGUGUUAACAGUUCAGCGUUUCAAGAGGCAGAUAUCGUCAGCUCUAAAGACAGCGGACAUGGAGAUAGUGAGCAGGGAGACAGCGACCAUGACGCCACCAACCGGGGCCACACAGCAGGAGCUGAUCUUUUUUCCAACUGCACUGAAGAGUGCAAGGCUCUGGGUCACUCCGACCGUUGCUGGAUGCCCUCCUUCAUGCCUGGCGACAAUCGUCAGGGCGCCGAUUACCGUAGCAACCUGCACGUCCCGGGAAUGGACGCGGUGCCGGACACUGAGGUACAGGAGAGCGUGGUUCCGGGCGAUGCGUGCAGUCGGGCCGAUGAUAGAUCAUUCUCCACGUUUGGCAAAGACAAGUCACACCACGGCACGCUCACACGCCACGAGCUACACACACUCUUACCAAGCGCCCGAGCGCCUUACAAACCCAACUAUCUGUCACGCAAAAGGAUUUCCUAGCACCUUCCGCGUGGACAUUCCUGAAAAAGCGUGAGUUUGCACAGUAACGCAACCGGCCAAAAGCAUCAAGGGUUUCUUUUUUUAAAUUUCCCUUCGUUUCUUUUUUUUAAAAAUUGAACUCAAUCACGGACGAUCUGGUCGUUCCCAGCUCCGUAUGGAUGUCUGAAACAGAUUAGAUCAGAUGCGAUCCGAUGACGUAAGGACCCUAAGAAUUCUCAGCAGGACUGAGAAACCUCGCCAAAUCUCCUCUGAAAACUGGAUGAGAAGAGGGAAGAACAGAGGGAGAGAGCUCUAAAAGAGGAUUAGGAGUGAUGGAGAGACAAAAGGAGAAAAAUGGAUGAUCAAUGGACAUGGUUGUUUCCUCACUCCCUCCGCUCUAUGAUCAAUGUGUCUCUGUUUACAGUCCACUGUAAACUAUACCAACUAUCUGAGCCCUUUACCCGUUUUGAGACACACACACACACACACACACACAAACACACACACACACACGCAUACACCCUGUACAAAUGUACUGUACAAAGAGCAGCCCAAACUAUGUGCAUUAUAAACUCAACUAUCCGUUUUAGACUUGACUGUUUUCUAUAGUCGUUUAUUUUUCUUCUUAAUCAGUGUGGUCAAGUGUUCUUCUGAAGUUACUAUCUUUAGAAAAAGCGUGGAUGCGGGGGACCAAAAAAAAAAGGAAAAAGUAAAAAAAAAAAAAAAAAAAAAAGAAAAUGUCCUCUCAUUGACCUACGGAUACUUCAUCUGACAUUGUGGUUAUCUUCACGUGUGCAAGUGUGUACUGUUCUCUUUUAAUGCUUAAAAUAACUAUAAACCUAUAUAUAUAUAUAAACAUAUAUAUAUAUAUAUAUAAUAUAUAAAUAUACUUUUUUCUGAACCUGUGUAGCCCAUUGGAUAGUUUCCUAAACACCAUAUUGCCAUAAACCAAUACAAAGUGCUGAAAAGACCUGCAUUAAAAUUGGGGCUUCAAAUUGUGUGGCCUCUCUGUCUGUAAGUGCAGAAUUAUUCUAUGCUGUAGUCAUUUCACAUAAUUCUUUUACAUACAAUAUAUAGGUGAGACCGGGACUAGUCUUAAAUACAAACACAUUUUUGAACAUUUACAUGGUUAAUAAUCGAUCACGUAAAAAUAUGUAGUUCAUGAUAUAUACAGAACGGACAUCGACCUUUUGUGACAACAUGCCCUACAAUUUAAUGCUAAUAUUUUUGUUUUCACAAUUUGACAACAUAAAUGUGACAACCAACUUGGUGAAGAACAAAA
This is a messenger RNA of Carassius gibelio (silver crucian carp), 4748 nucleotides long. It is a transcript of the gene pcdh10a, whose product is annotated as protocadherin 10a. The coding region runs from base 494 to 3487 and encodes 997 amino acids. NCBI's taxonomy places the organism in Eukaryota, Metazoa, Chordata, Actinopteri, Cypriniformes, Cyprinidae. Gene Ontology annotation, molecular function: calcium ion binding. The record is from RefSeq and is a predicted model, not a curated record. Gene Ontology annotation, biological process: homophilic cell-cell adhesion. The transcript is spliced from 5 exons. Gene Ontology annotation, cellular component: plasma membrane.